Messenger RNA from Penicillium cinerascens, 4569 nucleotides. RefSeq lists its product as uncharacterized. NCBI's taxonomy places the organism in Eukaryota, Fungi, Ascomycota, Eurotiomycetes, Eurotiales, Aspergillaceae. The transcript is spliced from 9 exons. The record is from RefSeq and is a predicted model, not a curated record. Bases 1 to 4569 code for a protein of 1522 amino acids. Gene Ontology annotation, molecular function: ATP binding; nucleic acid binding.
AUGCCGUACUCACAGUCCAUUCCCUUCAAACCGCCCUUCAAGCAGCAACGGGUCGACAUCAGACCUGCCAGCUCCCAGAGCAGCAGGAUCGGGAUGAUCGACCAGAAGCUCAUUGAAGGCUCGCAGCAGCCACGGUACCCCAGCUCAUUUUCUCAAGAGGAGUUGUCACCUGAAGAACGGGACCUGCCUCUUCGUGAUGAAUAUUCUCAAUUGGACGCCUUUGACCUCGAAUUGAUUGCGCAGGAAAACGAAAUCAGCAGAUCGUAUGGGCUUCAGCAAGGUAUGCCUCGAGCAACACCUCGACAGGGUGCAUUUGUCUCCUCUUUUCAGCAGCCCGGCGCUCCACACCAAAGGUCUCGUUUCUUUGAUGCAAGCCCAAGCUUAACUCCUCUCCACCCGCUGGAGUCUACUCCACCAGAUCUGAUCUCCGAAAUACCGUCCAGUCCGUUGAUCAUGCUCAAGAAAAGGAAAGAAGAGACUUGGUCAGGAAGGGGUCAGCGAGAACGCCAGCAAGACAUGAGCCAGUACUAUACCACUCAGUCAUCGCCACCGCUACCCUCGCCAUCUAAAACUAGAUCCGAAUUAUCCGUUCACGGCCGGAAGUAUCAGGGUCCCUCUUCACCUUUUAGCAACAUCCCACCCUCUGUCCGAGGGAUUGUACUAAUAUCGAAGGAAGAACUACCCGAGUCGUACAGGCCCCUGUUCCCAUUCCCGUUGUUCAACGCCAUUCAAUCAAAAUGUUUUCAGUCGAUUUACGGUACGAACGACAACCUUGUCCUGUCUGCACCAACCGGGAGCGGGAAGACCGUCGUCAUGGAGCUGGCAAUCUGCCGACUUCUCAAUGUUCUGAAAGACGAGCAUUUCAAAGUCGUCUACCAAGCACCUACCAAAUCCCUGUGUGCUGAAAGAUUCCGUGAUUGGAACACCAAGUUUUCGUCCUUGAACCUCAAAUGCGCCGAACUCACUGGUGACACGGACCACGCCCAACUGCGAAGUGUUCAAACCAGCCAGAUAAUCAUCACGACACCUGAGAAGUGGGACAGUAUCACCCGAAAGUGGAAGGACCACGGGCGAUUGAUGCAGCUGGUCAAGCUAUUUCUUAUCGACGAGGUCCACAUCCUCAAGGAAAGCCGCGGUGCUACACUUGAGGCAGUUGUGUCGCGAAUGAAAAACGUCGGAUCAAAUGUCCGCUUUGUGGCUCUCAGUGCUACUGUGCCAAACUCGGAUGACAUCGCUACCUGGCUAGGCAAGGACGCCACAAAUCAACAUGUCCCUGCGCCCAGGGAGCACUUUGGUGAGGAUUUUCGUCCAGUCAAGCUGCAGAAAUUUGUGUAUGGAUAUCAGUCCAACGCAAACGACUUUGCAUUUGACAAAGUCUGCGGCUCCAAACUUCCUGAUGUCAUCGGAAUGCAUUCGUGCCAGAAACCUAUCAUGAUCUUCUGUUGUACUCGGAACUCCGCAGCCACCACAGCCAAAGACCUCGCUCGUCUAUGGAACAUAACGAACCCACCUUCUAGGCACUGGAAAGGACCUGGCAGGCGGAUUGAGGUGCACAAUGAAGAUUUGAAGACAACAAUGUCCGCAGGAGUAGCAUUUCACCAUGCCGGACUCAGUGCCGGUGACAGACUUGCAAUUGAAAAAGGAUUCCUGGAUGGACACAUCAAUGUCAUAUGCUGCACUUCGACUCUUGCGGUCGGCGUCAACCUGCCUUGUCAACUGGUCAUCAUCAAAAAUACGGUGGGAUGGCAAGAAGGUGGCUGCAAAGAAUACUCCGACCUCGAGAUGAUGCAAAUGCUCGGCCGCGCUGGCCGACCACAAUUCGACGACAGCGCAACAGCGGUCAUCCUAACCAGAAAGGAACGAGUAGUCCACUACGAGAAGCUCGUUUCAGGCUCCGAGAGUCUCGAAAGCUGCUUGCAUCUGAAUCUCAUUGACCAUCUGAAUGCUGAAAUUGGCCUUAGUAAUGUGACGGAUGUGGAAUCGGCCACAAAAUGGCUUGCAGGAACUUUCUUACUGGUUCGGCUCCGUCGAAACCCAACUUAUUACAAGCUCAAACAAGGUGCGAGCCAGGAAGAUGAAGAUGAGCUUCUGCGCCAGAUUUCCGAAAGAGACAUCAAGCUUCUUCGGGAGUGCGGUCUUGUUGAGAGUGAAAGUCUCCGGUCGACUCAGUUUGGUGAUGCCAUGGCGCGGUAUUACAUCCGGUUUGAGACCAUGAAGAUUCUGCUCUCAUUGAAGCAACAGGCGACGAUAUCCCAAAUUCUCGACGCGAUCGUUCAAGCCGAGGAGUUCCGCGAGAUUCGUCUCAAAGCUGGCGAAAAGUCACUAUAUCGCGAAAUUAACCGUGAUUCCGGUAUUCGCUACCCCAUCAAGGUCGACAUAGCCUUGCCCGCGCACAAGAUCUCGCUUCUUUUACAGUCAGAAUUAGGAGCAAUCGACUUCCCUGGGAAUGACCAAUUCCAGAAACACAAAUUCUCCUUCCAGCAGGACAAAACCAUGGUAUUUAAUCAUGUGAACCGGCUGAUCCGCUGUGUCAUUGACUGCAUGAUUGCACGCGAGAAUUCAGUUGGAAUUCUGAACUCUCUGGAGCUAGCACGCAGCUUUGGAGCCAGAGUCUGGGACCGGUCACCGCUUCAAAUGAAACAGAUUGAGCAGAUCGGAGUAGUUUCUGUUCGCAAACUGGCCACUGCGGGGAUUGCGGAUAUUGAAGCCCUGGAAAAUACCGAACCUCAUCAGAUAGAGAUUAUUCUCAGCAAGAAUCCCCCAUUCGGAAUGAAGUUGUUGGCUCGACUGAAGGAGUUCCCCAAACUGCGCGUGGCCGUGAAGAUGGAGACGAAACCUGAAAGUGUCAAAGUUCGCCUCAAGAUUGAGGUCGCCUUCAUGAAUGACAAGAUCCCGGUGUUCUACCAGCGGCGACCAGUCUAUGUUUGCUGUUUGACGGAAUCAUCAGAUGGUCGAUUGAUCGACUUUAGGCGCAUGAGCGCAAGCAAGCUCCAGGAUGGGCUGGAUGUCACUCUCCUGGCAGAGCUGAAUAGUGCAGAUGAUUACAUUAUCUGCCACGCCAUGUGCGAUGAUAUCGCUGGUACUGCAAGACAGGCUGAGGUUCAUCCUGAUGUUCCAUCUCACCUUUUUCCGGCCAAGCCGAAGGAGGCAAAGAAUACGGGCAAUGUGCAGAAGCUCCCAGAAGAUAUUACCCAGGUACAGAGCCAGAAGCUGUUUGAAAACAAUCACAAGAACCGAAAAGAGUUUGACGAUUUCGAUGGAGAUGAUUUGCAACUCGAUGACUUCCUGACCGCAGCCCAGCGUCGGGAAAGAGCAAAGAAGUCUCCUAGACCAACAGAAUAUCAAGUUGAUGAAAUGGACUGGCUCUCCAUUGGCAGCACUCCAAGUCCUCGGCGUCUUCCAGAGACUAGUAAAGCCAAAACUGGCGACUGGAUCGCCGGCAUGGGUUCGCUGGAUGAGGAGGAGUCCGGACCAGUUCGACUUCCGAAUGGGAAUUGGGCUUGCAACCACAAAUGCAAGGAUAAGACAAGGUACGAACACAAUAAAGAUCUUAAUAACUGUGCUUAUACUAAUAGCUGCAAACAUUUCUGCUGCCGCGACGGUCUGGAGAAGCCACCCAAGCCCAGCAAAUCGCGUACCGUCCCGAAUGAUAAGUCUCUUGGUCUCAAUCAAUUGACUCUACCAGCGACCAUCAACAAACGAGACGCCCCAGAUGAUGCACUCAAGAAAGGCCAAGCAUCAAAGCCAAAGUCCGUUGCGAAGAGAAAGAGUAGCAAUCUGUCGGUAACCAAAUCUUCCGUGGCGCAAAUCGGGCGUAAAUCGUCGUUUCAAGGUCAGCUGCGUACCAAGCCUACCAGCAACAAAAAAGCUCCAACUAUCGAGAAGAAGCGACAACAGAGUCCUCUCAGGAUUAGCUCCAGUGACUUUGACGAUGACAGCUUCACUGAUCUACCAUCUCCAUCGAAGCUUCUGGCAGGCAGUGCGCGCAAAUUUGCGCAGUCACCUUCGUCGAAGACGGGAGCAACUCAGCCUGGAGAAACGGACAAUGCUUCCAUCGGCCCCAGAAUACUCUCUACCAAAGGAAAUGACGAAGGUGUGAUCUUGCAUGACCCAAUGAGAACAGUCUCUGUCGCACUCGAUGAUGCGACCGCGGUGCACACAAAUCAAAGCAUUCGGCAUCCUCGUCCUCCCAAGCGCCCAUACACUUUCGAUAUCUGGACUGACGACAUCUCUGACGUUGAAAAUGAUAUCUUCACAAACACAAGUAUCCUUCUCAACAGCUCCGCUACAACAAGCGCGCCUUUCGCCCUUUCCUCUACAAACACAACCCGCAGUUUGAAGCGCAAGGCCCGUGUUCUCAAAGAGACCCAUGGAAACACCCAGGCACAAUCCAGCCUCCAGUUAUCCCCGGAGACCACUCAAGGAUUGAAUACCUUAGCAGCACAGGAGUCAAUCCCGAGCGAAAUUGAAGCUCACACGCCUUCCACGGUGGAAGAUGCUCCUACGGGCUGGGAAGAUGUCGACAGACUUAUGCUGGAGGAAUAUGGCCGCUUUAUUAAUUUUACUUAA